Molecule: messenger RNA, 837 nt
Organism: Meyerozyma guilliermondii ATCC 6260
Lineage: Eukaryota; Fungi; Ascomycota; Pichiomycetes; Serinales; Debaryomycetaceae
Product: prohibitin subunit
Exons: 1
Coding region: 1-837 (278 amino acids)
Biological process (GO): mitochondrion organization
Cellular component (GO): membrane; mitochondrion
Source: RefSeq, a predicted model, not a curated record
AUGUCCAAGUUUGCUGAAAGAUUAUCCCGAAUUGCCAUUCCUGUAGGUGUUGCCGUCACCCUCGGCCAGUCUGCCAUCUAUGAUGUGGAGGGAGGAAAAAGAGCCGUGAUUUUUGAUCGUCUUAGUGGUGUUCAACAACAGGUGAUUGGAGAGGGAACUCACUUUUUGAUACCAUGGCUCCAAAAAGCCAUUGUUUACGAUGUCAGAACGAAACCCAAGACCAUUGCAACCACCACCGGAUCAAAAGAUCUUCAAAACGUUUCGUUGACGUUGCGUGUUUUGCACCGUCCCGAGGUGAUGAACUUGCCCAAAAUCUACCAAUCGCUUGGUUUGGAUUAUGAUGAAAGAGUGCUUCCAGCCAUUGGAAAUGAAAUAUUAAAGUCGAUUGUAGCCCAGUUUGACGCUGCUGAGUUAAUCACACAGCGUGAAGUGGUAUCGGCCCGAAUUCGUCAGGAGUUAUCUCGCAGAGCAAACGAGUUCAACAUUAGGCUUGAGGAUGUUUCGAUCACCCACAUGACGUUCGGAAAGGAGUUUACCAAGGCGGUGGAGCAGAAGCAAAUUGCUCAGCAGGACGCUGAAAGAGCCAAAUACUUGGUGGAGAAGGCAGAACAAGAACGUAAUGCCAAUAUCAUUCGUGCUGAAGGUGAAGCCGAAAGUGCCGAGACGGUUUCCAAGGCAUUGGCGAAGGCCGGAGAUGGUCUCUUGAUGAUCAGACGUUUGGAGGCCUCCAAAGAGAUCGCAGCCACGUUAGCCGGUCUGCCUAAUGUGCUGUACUUGCCAGGAGGAGGCAAAGAUGAAGACCAAAAGAACUCGUUGUUGUUGAAUGUGGGUCGCUAA